GCUGCCUUCGAAAUUUUUUUGUCGACGGACAGUCCGUUUGAUUUUGAUGAAUCAGCAAAAGUCUUUAACAUUGAUUGUUGCACUUACAACUUCUUAUGGAAUUGGCCGAUCAAACUCUCUUCCAUGGAAAUUAAAGAAAGAAAUAAGUUAUUUUAAACGAGUAACCUCUUUUGUACCAACUUUUGAUUCAUUUGAAUCGAUGAAUGUUGUAUUGAUGGGUCGAAAAACAUGGGAAAGUAUUCCUUUGCAAUUUCGGCCCCUUAAAGGUCGUAUUAAUGUUGUUAUCACUCGAAAUGAAUCUCUGGAUCUAGGAAAUGGAAUUCAUUCUGCAAAAUCCUUGGAUCAUGCUUUGGAAUUGUUAUAUCGUACAUAUGGUUCUGAAAGUUCGGUUCAAAUUAAUCGAAUUUUCGUUAUAGGUGGUGCACAGCUAUAUAAAGCAGCUAUGGAUCAUCCUAAAUUAGAUAGAAUUAUGGCUACAAUAAUAUACAAGGAUAUUCAUUGUGAUGUAUUUUUUCCACUUAAAUUUAGGGAUAAAGAAUGGUCUUCUGUAUGGAAAAAAGAAAAACAUUCAGAUUUAGAAUCUUGGGUUGGUACUAAAGUUCCUCAUGGUAAAAUAAAUGAAGACGGUUUUGAUUAUGAAUUCGAAAUGUGGACAAGAGAUUUAUAAAUCCCUUUCAAAUCUUUUUAUGGCUUUUUAAUACUACUAAUUCUC
Molecule: messenger RNA, 712 nt
Organism: Pneumocystis carinii B80
Lineage: Eukaryota; Fungi; Ascomycota; Pneumocystomycetes; Pneumocystales; Pneumocystaceae
Product: dihydrofolate reductase
Exons: 2
Coding region: 47-667 (206 amino acids)
Biological process (GO): dihydrofolate metabolic process; glycine biosynthetic process; folic acid metabolic process
Cellular component (GO): mitochondrion
Molecular function (GO): dihydrofolate reductase activity; NADP binding
Source: RefSeq, a predicted model, not a curated record